This is a messenger RNA of Hemibagrus wyckioides, 1333 nucleotides long. RefSeq names its product cyclin P (gene ccnp). The coding region runs from base 80 to 1267 and encodes 395 amino acids. Gene Ontology annotation, cellular component: centrosome; nucleus; cyclin-dependent protein kinase holoenzyme complex. The record is from RefSeq and is a predicted model, not a curated record. Gene Ontology annotation, biological process: mitotic cell cycle phase transition; regulation of cyclin-dependent protein serine/threonine kinase activity. Gene Ontology annotation, molecular function: cyclin-dependent protein serine/threonine kinase regulator activity. Lineage: Eukaryota; Metazoa; Chordata; Actinopteri; Siluriformes; Bagridae. The transcript has 9 exons.
AAUUAACUUGCAGUGGAUUUGGCAGGUGCGCGUGAGCAGGUAGCUGCAGGUUCUUGGUGAGCGCGUGUCCGGUUGCGUUAUGGCCAGAACCGGAUUCUGUGAUUCCAGGGUGCUGCUGGACCGCAAGACAGAUGAAGGCCGGUUUCCUUUGCGCGCGUGGGCGAACGCAUGCUCUGUGCGGGAGCGCGGGGUGCUGAGUGUGGGAGAAGAGCAGAAACAGCAGCACGAGGCGGAUGUUACAGAGCACAGAUGGGUCCAGCAGUUGCCAUUACUUGCAGAAGAUGGAAUCAUUAUGGAGAUUGCUCAGCAGAACAGAUCAGUUGUUCCUGCAGUGGAGCCUUAUGAGGAGGAAGCUGUGCUGAAGCACCUGCAUGGUCUGCAGCUUGGACACAUGCUAAGAGAUCUAGUUCCUGAGCUGGUGUACAGAGAGAUAGAAAGAGCAAUGAGCAAACUUGGGCUGCUGUAUGACCGCACGUACACAUGGGAUGUUUUUUCGGACAUGAUGAAGAGUCAGCAGCACCUUGCUCUGUUGAGCAGCGAACUGCCAAAGCCUUUUACUGAAACAACAUGUGCCAUUUUGGUGGACUGGCUCAUUCAGGUUCAUGAAGCCUUUAACUUCUCGGAGGAGACGCUGUAUUUAGCAGUGCACCUGCUGAACCGUGUGCUCCGGCAGAUCAAAAUCUCCAUCUCCAAUUUACAGCUGGUUGGCGUCGUCUGUCUGUUUCUUGCCGCCAAGAAAGAGGAGUGUCUGCUGCCAGAGGUAUCUGAGCUGUGCUACCUAAUGGCGAACACUUACAGCAGGAAGCAGUUACUGCGGAUGGAGCGCAGGGUUUUGUGCACACUGAAGUUUGAUCUGUCUCACACUCCACCCAUUCACUUCCUGCUACUGUCGGCCUACAUUGCACGCUGCAGCGAGAAGGUGAUCUGCAUGGCACGGUAUCUGUUAGAGCUCUCUCUCCUCGAAGCGAAGUGUGUGUGCUUUUUCCCGGUUCAGCUUGCUGCUGCUGCUCUGCGUCUGGCCCGGUAUCUCAUCCAGGAGCCACACACACCUGAAAGUGAGGCGGCCUGGUGUAUCGCGUCUACUAUAUACCUGGGCAGCGAGGCAACACUCUUUACAAUCAUGCACAUCAUGGCUUCUGGUGCAGCACAAGCUCACAACCAAGAAACUCGAGCGACAUUUGUCAAAUUCUCUACAAAGGAGACGCUGUAUGUGAGUCUGCACCCUGCACUGAAGAAUGCUCCCUGCCUACUGAGCCUACAUACCUGAUACUACAAUAUUAACAGUAAAAAGCAGUGUCUAAAUAGUAACUGAAUGUUUUUGUAUCUGUAUCAC